Danio rerio (zebrafish) is the source of this 4557-nucleotide messenger RNA. RefSeq names its product sortilin 1b (gene sort1b). Lineage: Eukaryota; Metazoa; Chordata; Actinopteri; Cypriniformes; Danionidae. Gene Ontology annotation, cellular component: endoplasmic reticulum membrane; lysosomal membrane; nuclear membrane. The record is from RefSeq and is marked provisional.
AGAACGUCAGCAACCGCUCAGGAGCGAGACACUGAGGAAUUAAUGCGCAUUUAACCAGCAACACAGUCCUGUUGGAAAUAUUCCGAAGACGAAAAAUGAGAGGCCUAGGACACUUUAUUGCACUUUUAUUUUUUCCAAUGGCAUUUGGUGUGGAUUUCCAUGUGGAUCCCGGAUCCUCUAACGCGCACCCGCUGUAUGCGAAGUCUCCGGUAUCCGUCAGAAGUCUGCUCGGGACGGGAUCGGAUGCAGAUUUUUCUCGGGUUCACCAUCGCAUCCAUAAAAGAAGCACCGACCGUGGCUCAGACUCAUGUAAUGGGUUAACGUUAGAAGGAUAUGAGAGCAAGUUAACUAGCAAUACGCACAACUGGACAUUUCAAGAUAUUAGUGGAUCUGUGUCUUUGGCCUGGGUUGGGGAUGGAACUGGGGUAGUCCUGGCUUUGACAACAUUUCAGAUGCCAUUAGUCUUUCUGCGAUUUGGACAGUCCAAACUGUACAGGAGUGAAAACUAUGGCAAGUCAUUUGAGGAUGUCUCAGAACUCAUCAAUAACACCUUCAUCAAUACUGACUUUGGGAUUGCUAUUGGUCCGGAAAACUCUGGCAAGGUGAUUCUCACGGGAGAUGCUUCGGGAGGCAGUGGUGCCAGAAUUUUCCGUUCAAGAGACUUUGGCAAGAGUUUCGUCCACACAGAGCUGCCCUUUCACCCACUAAUGCAGAUAAUGUACAACCCUCAAACUACUGAUGUGCUUGCGGCUAUCAGCACCAAGCAUGACCUCUGGAUCUCGAAAGACUUUGGCACAACAUGGACAAAAAUUCAUGAGAUGGUGUGCGUGGUGAAAUGGGGAAUAGAUGCUCUGUUCUUCUCAACCAACCUUAACGGAUCUUGUUUUGAUAAAGGGAUGCUGGUGCUGAGAAAGUCAGUUGACCUUGGCGCUAAUAUAAAGACGGUUGCAGAGAGGAUCUACUCCUUCGGGAUUGGUGGACGUUUUCUGUUUGCUUCAGUUAUGGCAGCAUCAGGAAACAUAAUACCGUCGGCAUCAGAGGAAAUCAUGCGUGCGAUACAUGUGUCAGUAGACCUUGGUGAGACAUGGAACAUGGCACAACUUCCUCCUGUCAGUCACGAGCAGUUUUACUCAAUACUGGCAGCCAAUGAUGACAUGGUCUUUAUGCAUGUGGAUGAACCAGGAGACACAGGCAUUGGCACCAUCUAUGUGUCAGAUGACAGAGGCACAGUCUAUUCCAAGUCUCUAGAACGCCAUCUGUACACUGGAGGAGAGACAGACUUCACCAACGUCACUUCCCUCAGAGGAGUCUACACUACUAGUGUGCUAGCUGAGGAUAACUCUGUACAGACAGUAAUAACGUUUGACCAGGGAGGAGAGUGGGUUCCUUUGAAGAAACCAGAAAACACCAAGUGUGAUUCCACAGCCAAAGAUGCAGAAAUGUGUAGUCUGCAUAUUCAUGCUUCAUACAGUACCUCCAUGAAGGUCAACGUACCCAUGCCACCUCUCAGUGAACCCAAUGCUGUUGGACUUAUCUUGGCUCAUGGCAGCGUAGGGGACGCCAUCUCCAUGCAGACGCCUGAUGUGUAUGUGUCUGAUGAUGGAGGCUACACCUGGCUGCAGGCUCUAAAGGGGCCACAUCACUAUGCCAUCCUGGAUUCUGGAGGCCUGCUGGUGGCCGUGGAGCACAACCAGGCCAAACCCAUCUCCGAGAUUAAGUUCUCCACCGAUGAGGGCCAAUGCUGGCAUGUUCACACGUUCACCCAGACGCCGAUGUACUUCACAGGCUUGGCCUCUGAGCCUGGUGCCCGCUCAGUGAACGUCAGUCUCUGGGGUUAUGAAGACGCUAUGAUCAGCCACUGGGUCACCUACACUAUUGACUUUAAAGACCUGCUAAAACGAAAUUGCGAGAGUGAUGAUUAUGUUCAAUGGCUGGCACACUCUGAUGACAUCAGCGACCCAGAAGACGGUUGCAUGCUGGGCUACAAAGAGCGUUUCCUGCGGGUGAGGAAGGACUCUGUUUGCUGGAUUGGACGGGAAUAUGUAGUUAACAAACAGCCCACGCCGUGUGUCUGCACACUUGAUGACUUCCUGUGUGACUUUGGAUACUACCGUAAAGAAAAGAGCUCUGAGUGUAUAGAACAGGCUGAACUCAAAGGCCAUGAUCUGGAGAUCUGCAUUCAUGGGAAGAAAGAGCAGCUCCAGACCAGUGGAUACCGAAAGAUUCCAGGUGAUAAGUGUGAAGGAGGGAAACAACCAGAAAGAAAGGUGAUCGACCUGAGCAAGAGAUGCGUCAGUGACCUGCUUGACCCCCAGCCGCUGAAUAAUCCACAGUCAGAGCAAUCCACCUCUCACACGGCUCCUAUCAUUGCCAUGGUCAUCGCCAUCCUGCUGACCGGUCUAGUGUUUGGGGCACUGUUCGUAAAGAAAUACGUCUGCGGUGGAAGGUUCCUGGUCCACAGAUACUCAGUCUUACAACACAAUGUGGAAGCCAAUGGUGUUGAUGAACCGCUGGAGACAGAUGUGGUUGGAGCACCGAAGAAUGACUUCCAUGAUGAUUCAGAUGAGGACCUGCUGGAGUAAAGCUGAGCAGAAGGAGCUCCAUUUGCUGUCAUCCAGGCAUUACUGCUGCUGUCUCUCUUCUUAAAGCACAAGCCAGCUGUCAGUCAGCUUUUUCAAACCUUACCUACCAGCUAAUGUUAUGCACUUCCUGCUUCUCCAUCAAUCCGAGUGGACACGGUUGCUUCUCCACCAAUAGGAGGUGCUGUUCUCACAACUAAAGACUCUCUUGAAUGUAGCUUUGCUGAAGAAGCGUUUAAAAUGCGGUUAAUGGUGUUUUAAUUCUAUCUUCGGGCGUUUUAAGGACUGUUGAUGGGAUACUUUGUAAAAUACUUGUUUUUCUUUUCAUGUACAGAUUCCUUUAUGUCAAAACUGGACGUUUAGUUGAUCAAUUUUGAAAUGGAUUAAGCAUACGUUUGAUUUAGCAACAGGAGGCAUGAUAUCAAUCAUAUCAAAGAGGUUUAUUUAAAAUACUGUGCUACUGAACCCAUCAGUAAAAUGUGAUCUGCUUUCAAAGCUUUACUAACAUUCACUGAUAUGAAUAUAGCAAUAAACGGCAACAGAUUUGGCUUCAGAACAAACAAAAUGGAGGAGUGUUCAUCGUUUAAGAUUUCCGAACAUUAUUUACAUCAGUGUUUCUCAAUCACUUUCCUGGAGGAUCACCAGCUCUGCACAUUUUCCAUGUCUCCUUAACCAAACACACCCGAUUCAGAUCAUCAGCUCAUUAGCAGAGACUGAAAGACCUGAAAUGGGUGUGACAAACAAAGGAGACAUCCAAAUCAUGCAGUGUUGGUGGUCCUCCAGGAACGUGGUUGGGAAACACUGCUUUACAUGAUACUGUGUAGCUGUUUUUGAUACAAAAAUCUGUAUCUAAUAUUAUCGACAUUAUACACCUUGUGAUAAUUUGUAAAUAAGUCACACUUCAAGCCAUUUCUGCGAGGGUUAGGUCAAAUUUUGUAACGAUAACUAUUUUUAUGAACUAAGCAAUGACGCAGAUGCAUGUAAAAUAGGACUAGAGUUGUAGUUUGUGUACAACCUUGCACAUUUUGCCCAAAUCAAAUUUUGUAGUUUUCUUGGCUCUCGACGUUUGUGCUGUUUUUGUGGUUCUUGACUGCAGGAAAGUCCCAUGUCAUUAAGCAGAAAAGGUGUGACUUUUUUUUUUCUUUUUUAAACCGCCUGACACUUGACUAGGUGUUUGCGUGACAAACCAUUAGUCGCAAUAAUUUAGCAUGUGUUCAUUAUUUCCAAACAUCAGUGAGAACAGACCCAGUGGUCGGAACUCUUUGACCAUGCCAUUUAACAAGAUUCAAAUGCAAUAGAAAGCAGUUUAGCACCUUUCCGCUUGUACUUCCUGUUUAACGUCUGAUGCAGUGAGUUUUCUUUUAAGUAUCUACACUUCAUUUCUAGCCAAAUUUCUAGCAGUUGUUUACUUAUCUAUACCAAUCCUAAUGGAAAGUCUCAUAUUUUCAUAGAGGAAGACAAUCUCCUUUGCAAAUACUCAUAUGAUGUUUAAGAGGUAUAAAAAUUCUAGUUUGUGUUUUGAUUCAAGUGCCUAGCAUGAAGGCAUAGCUUGUGCCUUUCAAUAAAAUGUAAAUCUCAUCAUCUAUAAUUCUAAAACAAGAGGAAAGAAGUACCACAGUUCAAAAACAUGAGUUCAUAUUUCAGUACUUUUACUUUUUAUAAAACAGAAUAAUAGUAAAUGAGCCUCUAAUAUUGUAUUCCUCCCAUUUAAUUGCAAAUUGGACAGUUUAGGUUGUUCUCCAUGCUUAAUAAAAAUAAAAAUAAUCUGGAUAUGACAAGUAGACGCAAUGCAAAUGAAGUUAAUUCUAUUGUGACACUGAUGUUAUUUAUGAGAGGUGGAACACUUCUUCAAUGUACAUAGUAGUUGUGAAGCUCUGUACAUAUAUAGCAAUUCCCACUUUGUAUCUGUUAUUUUCUUUGCUCUGUAUAUUUGGAAAAGAACUGUUAGUUUGAGAAAUAAAUUGAUUUGUCCUGUUGA